Molecule: messenger RNA, 1110 nt
Organism: Oryza brachyantha (malo sina)
Lineage: Eukaryota; Viridiplantae; Streptophyta; Magnoliopsida; Poales; Poaceae
Product: mediator of RNA polymerase II transcription subunit 31
Exons: 6
Coding region: 243-842 (199 amino acids)
Biological process (GO): regulation of transcription by RNA polymerase II
Cellular component (GO): mediator complex; core mediator complex
Molecular function (GO): transcription coregulator activity
Source: RefSeq, a predicted model, not a curated record
GCGCAUCGCUAUACGCUGCCGCCGCCUGCCCGGCGACCUACCGCCUCGCCGGAUCUGUCUCGACUCGCCGCCGGCCGAACCCCUCCCAACUCUGUUGAUAAGUAUUCUUUGUUGGGAGGCUCGAGCCGAGUUCCUCGCCUGCAGUGCAUCCGCUCACGCUGCCUAGUCCUUCGCCGCGCGGCGGCGGCGGCGGGUUUUUCCCCUCCCAGGCCUCGAGCAUCUUCAAGUUUGCGUGCUACGCGAUGGAGCCGGAGGCAAGGCCCGCGCCUGACCCCAACGACGCGAGGCAGCGGUUCUUGUUGGAGCUUGAGUUCGUCCAGUGCCUCGCCAACCCUAUCUACAUCCACUAUCUAGCACAGAACAGAUACUUUGAGGAUGAGGCGUUUCUCGGGUAUCUCAAGUAUCUCAUGUAUUGGCAGCGUCCGCAGUACAUCAAAUACAUAAUGUAUCCGCACUGCCUUUUCUUUCUUGAGCUCCUCCAAAAUGCAAAUUUCCGAAAUGCAAUGGCACAUCCAGCAAGCAAGGAAGUUGCUCAUAGGCAGCAAUAUUUCUUCUGGAAAAACUAUAGGAACAAUAGGCUGAAGCACAUCUUACCCCGCCCUCCUCCUGAACCAACUCCCGCACCUGCACCUGCACCAGCAACUGUGCCUGCAGCAGCACCAGUGCCAUCACCUGCAGUUCCGCCUGUUGCUGCACCACCAUCUUUGCCACCUAUGUCAGCAGUUGGUGCAUCUGCAAUGUCUCCAAUGCAGUUUGCUGGAACCCCUGGCACCAAUAUCCCAAAGAAUGACAUGAGAAAUGUCAUGGGUGGACAGGGUGGUAGAAAGAGAAAGAUGGGCUAGUGGAACAUGCUGGUCAACUUAACAGAGGACAGCAUUAUAUGCAAGUGAUUUAUCUUAAAGAUUUUUCUGUCUUUAGGCUUUUAUUUUGCAGACAGUUUAGAAUCUAACAUGUAUUUUGUGCUGGAGAUGUAAUUUAGAUAGCAAAUAUGUCCUGAACGCUUGGUCCUUGAACGACUGGCUCAAUUAUCUGGUCUUGUAAGUUAGAUAAAAAAAAAUUUCACCGGAAAUUUCGAAAUUUAUCGAAAUGCCAGAGAACACUAUCAGCCUA